Messenger RNA from Linnemannia hyalina, 1719 nucleotides. NCBI's taxonomy places the organism in Eukaryota, Fungi, Mortierellomycota, Mortierellomycetes, Mortierellales, Mortierellaceae. The record is from the annotation of a GenBank genome assembly.
AUGGCGCGGCAGCAACCUAUCGAUGACCGAUGGAGCCCUGGGUUCCCAGAUGAUGCGAAAGUCCCUAGACUGGGUGGAUCGGACCAUGGGGAUUCUCCUUCGACCGACAUGACUGGACAUACUUCCUUGUCACAGGCUCAUGAAAACAAUAUGGACCCUGCCCUCGACCUUGGCCUUGGCGCCACCAACAGUCUCGCCGGGGUCGGUAUGCUCAGCAGUGAUGGCGGUGACAUCUCGUUAGGUCCGUACCAGUCUCUAGGUCCACCUCUGUCUAUGACUAUGCCAAUGUCCUCUCAGAUGAUCCAGCCACAAGAGUCAUUUUUUGGGGCGGUGGUCAAGAUGCCUUCGCCGUUGGCGAAUCCGAGGAUUAAGAAGGUGAAUCGGUCUUCGAGGUUGAAUGACAAGUAUGCUCGCAUGAAGAGUGAUAUGGAGCAUGUUGUUCAGCUACCGUAUUCAUACACUCGAGUCGUGCGACACCAGGACGGCCAUUCGACUAAAUCUGCCCCAUGGAAUGCUGCCGCUGCGUUUAUUCAGCGACCACAUGGUCUUCCGCAUGCUGGUGUUCAAUUUGCUCAAGCCCCCACCUACCCCUCCUCCUCUCAACGCGCACCGAUCCAACAGACCUAUGGGCAAUUAUCACAGGUUGGCGGUAGCACUUACGGCACAAGCACAAAACCGCAUCAGUUGGACAGCAUCAAUUCGAGAACUUUGCCUGCGCAACCUCCUCCCAUUAAGCGGGUCAGGAUCGAAGAGAACCCGCCAUCUAACAACAGGGGGGCCACUACAAGAGGAAGAGGAGGUGUUGGUGGCGGUGUGUUUUCAACUCCGCACUUCAGGAUGUCGACACCAGCUCGGACGACAGGUGUCUCCAAUCCGAGUUCACAUGUGCUCUUACCAACAACGACCAGUCACGAAGCGAGAAGGACAGAUGAGGCCGUGACGGUGAUGGGUCAAGUGGGGGGGGAUGGGUUUGAUGAUUGGGGUUUGGAGGACUUCUUGCCUGAUCCUGAGCCCAUGGUUGUCCCUACGCCCAACUCGGCUCCUGUCGCACAAGGUUAUGACAAUGGCCGGUUUGCAUCAACAGCAACAGUUAAACCAACACAGACCAACAACAUCAACAACAGUAUCGGUACCAGCAGCCAGUUUCGCUAUUCUCCAAGGUUGCAGAAGUCAGAAAAGGAGUCCUCUGCGCUGGACGAGCGACCGAUGACAUGGCUUGAUCGGAUUCACAAGCUUGGAUCAGAGAUACGAGCGUCUGCAGCGGCGACUGUCCCUCGGUUUGGUUACAUUCCUGUUGCUGCCGAGAGAGGACGAACAACAAAGGAGGAGCGUGCAAGUCAAGUGCAGGAUCAGGACCAGGAUCAGCAGCAACCGCUCCAGCAGCAACAACAGGGAGCGAGGCAGUUUUCAAAUACCGAGAUUUCAUUCACGCUUCGAGCGAGGUCGUUGUCGAAUGUGACUGGCAUGGUGAAAAGGAUGAGCGAGGCCACUGCAAACGGCGCCGAUUUCACCAAUGCGAAAUCUUUGGCAAAUGACCCUGCCCCUGUGCCCCGGGGGACGCGUCUCCAAGGACGAACCUCUCAAUUGUUGCAGCAACAGCAGCAUGCCCCAGGAUCCGAGAGGGACGAAUGCUCGGGAGAGGCUGUCGAGCGUUUGGCCCCGGAUUUGGGAUUCCUUGAUGAUAUUGAGAAAGAAAUCCAGGGACUAACUGGCAUUUGA